AUGCACGGAAGCUCGUCGUCAAGCCAACAUGCCCAAUCCACUGCUCAUCUAUCAUUGACCGCUCGAUCACAACCUCCUAUUCGUCAACACAUGUCUCCUGCGCUUUCCGAAUCAAGGACACCUAGCGACAUUAUGCGGCUACACAAGACAGCUUUCAACCGUAUCAAUGGCAACGACCGAUCCAGGGCUCGCGUCUCCACUACCAAAUUGAAGCACAUGUUUGUGAAUAACCGUGAGCGUGAAGAGCUCAUGUCCGCAUGCUCCAUUGGCGAUGUUGAUAAAGUCAACCAUAUACUCACAUACACAAAACCCAAUGUGAAUCCGGAUCUGGUGCGUGAUUCCAAAUUGAGGACUCCUUUAUUGGUUGCUUGUGCAGGUGGCAAGGCAGAUGUUGUACGGCUUCUUAUCCGCUGGGGGGCUGAUGUGAACAAUCCAAUGGGUGAUAUUAUUGGCAACAAACCUCUUGAUUUGGCUGUGAUAUCAAGCAAUGUCGAUACCGUUCUUGCUGUUCUUGAAGCUGGUGCCAAAGUGAUGCGACCAGGGCUAUCUUCUUCCAGCGAUGAUCAACUUCCAGGCUCUCUACGACAGCGACAAACAAGAUCCCCCUUACGACUUGCCGAAUCUAGACUAGACUUGCUCAUUGCAAAACGACAAGAACAAGGUUCAUCCAUGGUAGAAGAGGGGAAACAGGAUAAGAAUAUGGAUCAAAUCGUUCAAAUCAUCAAGUUGCUAAAGUACUUUUCCCCAUCAUCCACCAACCCAAGCGAUGACUCCAAGGAUACCGUUGCCAAUGAGCUAGAUGAGCUUACAUCCAAACUUUCAAGCAUUGCCCUGAAUUCCACUGCCGAGAAGCCCGCCGACGAUUUGGAAAUCAUGAUGGGAUUACGAGACGUUAUUACCAAGCUCCAUAUAUAG
This is a messenger RNA of Lichtheimia ornata, 915 nucleotides long. RefSeq lists its product as uncharacterized. Lineage: Eukaryota; Fungi; Mucoromycota; Mucoromycetes; Mucorales; Lichtheimiaceae. Bases 1 to 915 code for a protein of 304 amino acids. The transcript has 4 exons. Gene Ontology annotation, molecular function: protein binding. The record is from RefSeq and is a predicted model, not a curated record.